UUGUUGUCCUCAGCACAAUACAUCUCUAUGUACAGAGUGAUACCAAGAACAAUUACUUGGAGUUGCAGUACAAAUAAUAAUAAUAAUAAUAACACUUAUUAUUAUUUAUUCAGUACCUCCAUCAAUCAGUACAAAGAUCAACAAAUGCUGGGAAUUCAAGUUCAAGGCAGCAGCCAACACUAAAUUUAAAUAUUUAAAAAAAUUUAUCAUCUCCAAGGACAUUUUUCCUAGAAGAUUUAAAAAAAAUUAUUUAAAAAACUAAUGACAGUUGCCAGUGAAAUGUUUGUGUUUACGCGGUCAUUACUCUGAAAAUAAUCAGCAAAUAUUAAAAACUAUUAUUUAAAAAAAAAACUGCAGCACUUGAGCAUUUAAAUUUUCAUAAUAAUUAAAGUUAUUAUUUAAUGUCUUUAAUUAACCCGAGGUUAUCGUGUCGAAAGUGAUGAACACCACAGCCGCUAAGUCUCUUACUUCAGGAGCAGCGAAUUAACUCACGAUUUUAAAUCUCUGUUAAUUUCAAUGAUGUUGAGUAAAUUACCGCAAGAAUUCCGUCGGUAUCAACGCAAUCGCAAUCAGUUGCGGCAUAUUUUCAAGGAAACUCAGCGCACUUUAGAUGUUAUCAAUCAUGAAAACUUUUUUCCUGAAGAAAAUAUCAUUGAUGAGUUAUUACCCUCCUUAACUCUGGAGCGGCUGACUCAUAUUCUUGAUAAUCACCCGGCAAUUGUGAUACUGGGACAAGAUUCCAAGUCGAAAGCUGCUUUGGUGAAUCGUUUGUUGGCGCGAGAUGUCCUGCCAGUAACUGAUGGAUCAUGGCGGUGGAUUAAAUUUAGUUAUGGUCAGAUGAAUAACGUCAGUCUGACACUGGGACUGGAGUACGAAGUCGUGGACGGAAGUCAGGCCGCGGAAAAAUCAUGGGAAUCAUUGACAGCUGAAGAUUUAAACAGAUCUUGCAACGAGGACUUGAAUUGCCCGACGGUAUUGGACGUCAAGUUGGACAGAGCGGUCCUCAAAGACGGUCUCCAGAUAUUUGUGGUCCCCGAUGUCGCGGCAAUAAGGACACUGGCCAAAGGAGCGCUGGGUAUUUUGCCAAUUUUUUUGUACGCACUGGGUGAUUACCCGCUGACGGAAUUAAAUACUGAGGAGUUGAGAGAAUUGAAAGAAACUUAUCCGUAUAACCCGGUACUGUUUGUUUCUUCGUUGGCUAAUGUUGUGAUUGACGGAGUCGAAGGUGAUCUGACCGAGUCGGAGCAACAUCGUCUGCAAAGUCAAACUGAAAGUAACGUAAUAAAUGUUAAGAAUGAUGAAAUGAAUGAUAAAAAAGAAGAAGACGGGUUCAGUUUAGAGAAAAUGAAUUCUUUGGGUCGAACUUGGCUCGACCAAUUAGGAGGCCUGGGUUUUUUACGCGUCGAAGACCCGGUGGAAGUUGAUCAGCAGAUGACUUGGCUAGUCAGCAGCGAGUAUGUGAGUGCCAGCGACUUUGUCGAUUCUUACAAAAAAAUCGACCGGGUCCUUCACUUUACACGCAGCUGCCUUCAAACCUACCUCGUUAACGCGAGUAAUUACUUGACUGAAAUUCAAACAAAUUCUCUACGUAAAUUUAUUCUCAGUGCCUUUGACAUGGCGCGCGAAAUUCAAAUUACUCCCCGUAGAAUUCAGUACGCUCAGCAAAAAGAAAACGAGUUGUAUGCAAGUUUGAUGAACGUCGUUAAUAAAAAUCAAGACGAACUCGCAGUGUUGAUCCAUAAUAUCAUUCAAGAAAUGAAACAGGAUUUGUCGGGAUCGAGAAAUGAUUCUUAUCAGUACCAAAACAAUAAUCUGAAUGACAAUGAGCAGGGAUCUUAUGAUGAAUCUCGCCGCGAGUGGUGUAAGACUGUACGUACAGCAACGACAGAAGUUCAGAGACUAGUGUUUAGACGUCUGAGUGAGAAAGUAGCACGACAACUAGUUACGUCUGUUAAUUGUUUAAGGGAAACUUUUGUCGGCACACUGCAGCGCUGCUUGCUUGAGUUGGAAAAAAGUUACGACUCAAAUAAUCAUGACGCAAAUUUACUGGCGAGCGACGCACUGAAACAGAUAUUAUCCGCGGCUUAUAAUGUUGAGUUGCAUAACUCGUCGCCGUCGUUGGUACACUCGUUUAUUGAACGUCUGAGACAACUGUUCAAGUCAAUACCACUGCCAUGGUCACCGACCCCGACGUUAGAUGAAACCUGGCGUAGACGGGUGACAAUAGACGUACUAAACUCAUUGUGCGCUGCUAGAUUAGCGCGCACUAUCUCGACACAAUUUCGCGAUAAAAUAAAAGCUUCACAUGAUGCAUUUCACGCGGCGUUGAGAUCCCUGGAAAAUCAUUACUCGGGUAAAUUGGAGCGGACUGAAGAGCAGAGAGUUGCAAUACGUAAAAUACACGCGCCCAGACUUGCUAAGCUCGCGCUGGAGGCAACGUCGAUGAGCGACUUGGUAAGAUAUGGAAUCCCGCAUCAGGGAAAGGAAAUUGGACGAGGUCAGUACGGGGUCGUGUUUGCUUGCGAUGCUUGGCCAGGUGCAGCAGGUCCCUGCGCAGUUAAAUCCGUGGUGCCGCCUGAUGAAAGACACUGGAACGACUUGGCAAUGGAGUUUUACUACACAAGAUCAAUUCCGGAUCAUAAGAGAAUUGUUAAAUUGCGCGGUUCGAUUAUCGAUUACAGUUACGGAGGCGGUGGCUGUGGAGCGGGAGCUGCUGUCUUACUGAUAACCGACCGCAUGACCCGUGAUUUGUACUGCGGGAUACGGGCUGGGCUGCCCUGGAUUACGAGGAUACAGAUCGCUAUCGACGUGCUCGAGGGGAUUCGCUAUCUGCACUCUCAAGGGCUCGUCCAUCGGGAUAUUAAGCUGAAGAAUGUCCUGCUGGACACGGAAAAUCGCGCUAAAUUAACAGAUCUAGGUUUUUGUAUAACUGAGGCCAUGAUGAGCGGGAGUGUCGUCGGAACUCCUGUCCACAUGGCCCCGGAGUUACUCUCUGGGCACUACGACAGCAGCGUUGAUGUCUACGCAUUUGGUAUUUUAUUUUGGUACAUCUGCGCUGGACACACCAAGAUGCCAUUUGCCUUCGAGCAAUUUCAUAACAAAGAACAGCUUUGGACUAGCGUUCGCAAAGGUUUACGUCCAGAAAGGCUGGCGAGCUUCGACGACGAGUGCUGGGAACUAAUGGAGCAGUGCUGGGCCGGCGAGCCGUCCCGACGUCCACUUCUAGGCGCGAUCCUGCCAGUCCUGGAGCUGAUACGCGACAAAGCAGACUUAGGCAAGUUGACGGCUGAACCCGACGCAACCAAACAGCACAGCUCGUCCUCGUCCUCGUCCUCGAUGAGGAAUCCUGCUUUAGCACUCGGUGAACCCAAUAAUCAAAGAGGAACUGUAUCAAGUCCUCUUCUAAAACGUAGACCUCUACGUCCUCUAAAAUAUCCUACUCUCCAUAUGACUAAUUUAUUUCACACUAGUGUCUGCUCGAAUCUCUACGUACAAAUGCGCGAAUUUUAAUUAUUAGUUAUCAAGACUGCUUUGUCGGUAUUUAGUCUAAGACUGUUUAUCUUUCAAUGAAAAAUUUAUUUAAUUAAUAAUCCCUGAUAGCCAAGUUGGCCGCAACCUGUCGCCAAGUUGACCGUAAAAAUUAACAAUCAGCUUCUGUAACUUUUGCCUACUAGUUGACUGAAAAUUUAUCAGAAAGUUGGCAGGUUGCGGCAGUAGAUUGUCGCCGUUGCUGGGAAACUUGUGGUCAACAGUUACAGAGACUGAAAGUUGUCGUCAAGUUGAUCGCAACUCAUGUACAUGAUCCUGAAAUUGAUAUGACUAUAAAGUUAGCAGGCAUUUAAAAAUUUUUGGAUUUUUUUUACCAAAAAAAUAAAUAUUGACAAAAAUAUUUUGAAAAAUUGCACGUAUAGUUUAUGAAAUUUCCGACGUGUGCAUUUUUUUAGAAAUAUUUUUUUUUUAUUAUUUAUCUGUUAAAAAAAAAUUUUGUUAAUUUCAAAUGUCUGCUAACUUUACCAUCAUGAAGUUGAUAGACAAUAAUUUUCGAAUUUUUGUUUCAACAAAUCAAGUGAAAAAAAAAAAUGCACAUUUAAAAAAUUCAAAAAACUGUAGGUGCAAUUUUUUUUUUAUAAUUUAUCGUUCUGAAAAAUAAUCCAAAAAUAAUACGUCGACUAUUUUCAGUAUCAUACUCAUGUACAUCAACUUUCUGAUCAGAAACUCUGGCUAUCAAGGAACUUGUGAUAAUUUUCAAAAGCUUUAAAUUUUCUACUUUCCCUAAAAAUAUUUAUUAUUAUUUUUUUUUUUCCAAAGAAAUUAUCAACCCAUUUAAUUUAAAUUCUUAAAUUAUUGCCACAACUAUUUAAAUACAAAGUGCGUUUCUGAUUAAUUUAUAAAAUAACUCGUGAUAAAAUAAAAUAAAAUUAGAGCCCGUAGAUAGCGUAGUAAAUAUUGUCCGCAUUUGUAGUCUAUCUUAGCUGUUAUUUUAAAUUACUUAGCACUUUUUGUUAACAUAAAUUUAUUUAAAUGCUACUGCUGCCACUACCACUGCUACUAUUUUUACUACUACUUCUACUCUAUUAUUGAAAGUGAUAGCACUCGUGUCCCAUUUGUCACGCAUUAACUUUUUUUGUUAGAUAGCGUAAUCCUGAGUACUAAUAAUGUUUAUAAACUUGUUAUGCUUUUCGUAGUCGAUGGCGAAAACGAAAUGUUGUUUUUUGUUAAAUAAAUUAUUUAGUAUUAACAUUUAAAUGAAAUAAAUUUUUGUUAAUAAAUAAAUUAACUGUAAAUAUUUAAAUAAAAAAUUUAUAUUUUUAAAAAUAAAUAUUUUUUU
This is a messenger RNA of Microplitis mediator, 4828 nucleotides long. It is a transcript of the gene Ripk5, whose product is annotated as dual serine/threonine and tyrosine protein kinase-like. The coding region runs from base 517 to 3510 and encodes 997 amino acids. Gene Ontology annotation, molecular function: ATP binding; protein kinase activity. The transcript has 4 exons. NCBI's taxonomy places the organism in Eukaryota, Metazoa, Arthropoda, Insecta, Hymenoptera, Braconidae. Gene Ontology annotation, biological process: protein phosphorylation. The record is from RefSeq and is a predicted model, not a curated record.